Messenger RNA from Dryobates pubescens (Downy woodpecker), 1446 nucleotides. RefSeq names its product mitochondrial ribosomal protein S15 (gene MRPS15). The record is from RefSeq and is a predicted model, not a curated record. Gene Ontology annotation, cellular component: ribosome. The coding region runs from base 62 to 793 and encodes 243 amino acids. Gene Ontology annotation, biological process: translation. NCBI's taxonomy places the organism in Eukaryota, Metazoa, Chordata, Aves, Piciformes, Picidae. Gene Ontology annotation, molecular function: structural constituent of ribosome. The transcript has 8 exons.
CUCCCGUUGCGCCUCGGCAAGAUGGCGGCGCCCGCGGCGGCGGGGCAGUGAGGGGAGGGCCAUGCUGGCGCUAAGGACGGCGCUGGGCCGCUGCCUGGCGGGACCGGUCCGCUGUGGGGUUGCGCCCGUGGGGACCUGCGGGACCGCUUGCAGUCCCUUUAUUCAGACAGCAAGAUGCUAUGCCAGGCCUGUGAGAAGAAAGAGAAAAGACAUCCCCAGCCAUUUGGAUGAUCUUCCUCCCACAAUGCUGAAGAAGGAUUAUGCCAGUGUCCCAAUAAUCAACAGUGUUGAUGAUGUAGUAAGAAGACUGCUGUCACUGGAGAUGGCAAGCCAGAGGGAGAAGGUGAAAAUAAAGACACAGCAGCUGGUGGAGAAGGUCAGGAGGUCUCCCAGUGACGAUGGCUCCCCUGAGGUGCAAGUUGCUGCACUGACUGCCAAGAUACGCACUAUAGACGAGCAUCUCCAGAGGUAUCCCAAGGAUAAGAGCAACCGCCGGCGCAUGCUGAUGGCCAUGGACCAGCGGAAGAAGAUCCUCUCCUACCUGCGCCGCGUCCGCUACAACACCUUCGAAAACACCUGCAAGCUGCUGGGCAUCCAGUACACCAUCCCCCCUGCCUACAACAGGAAGCCCACCAAGCGCUGGCUGGUGAAGAAGGCCUUCUGUAUCAAGGUUUUCCAGGAGGCACAGAAGCUGAAAGCAGAGAAGCUGAAAGCAGAGAAGCUGAAGCUGAAAAGUGAGUCGAAGGCAGCACAAAGCAAGAAGACACCACAGAGCAAGGAGACACCUGUGUAGUGGCCAGGGGAGGCCAACCCCACCAGGCUCUUAAAUAAAAAACACCUAAAGACUCAGAGCCUCUUUGCAUGGUCUGCCUCAUGGUGAGCGCCCACAAGAGGGCAGUGAGUAGUUUAAAAGUUUAAUUUAUGGCUGAUGUGCUGUGAGUUGUUCAGUCAGAACCUGGGGGGCUUCACCUCUGCUUCAGGCUGGGAUAUCUGCAAGAUCAGGGUCUGUGUCUCACCAUUGGUCAUUGAGCUGUCAGACAGCACUGACCCUGCUCCACAGCAGGGAUUUGGGCAGUGGGGUGACAAAUGAGGAACAAUGAGGUGAAAUGCUGCCUAUUUGGAAACCAAGCAGGCCUGAAGGCAGCUCAAAGUGCCAGUCCUCAUAGGAAAACAGGUUGGUUCAGAGUUCUGUGAAGCUCUUUAUCAAUCAUGUCUGUAAUUUCCCAGAUUACAGAACACAUUUCUGCCUUCUCUGUCAGUCAUCCCUCUGCCACUCCCAAACUUGGUGAUUUUGUGUUUUGCACCAAAAUCACUAAAGGGAGGAUUCCCAAUGUGAUUGCAAUGGUGCCUGCUCCCCAGCUUUCUAUAGCUUUCACCAAGAGUUCUCCCAUGUUCCUCCUAACUGUGUUGUACCUGGUUAUCAUAUCAGGCAAUGGGUACCACUGA